This is a messenger RNA of Penicillium cosmopolitanum, 2016 nucleotides long. RefSeq lists its product as uncharacterized. Lineage: Eukaryota; Fungi; Ascomycota; Eurotiomycetes; Eurotiales; Aspergillaceae. The record is from RefSeq and is a predicted model, not a curated record. The coding region runs from base 1 to 2016 and encodes 671 amino acids. The transcript has a single exon.
AUGGCACCCCCACGGUCGAGUGGGCCUUCAACGUCCACUCGACCUGCACGCCGCAGCCGGACCCAGGUCGACAGCUAUCAUGAAUCGACCUCCGACGAUGAUCUGCACGCACAAGACAGACCAACAGUGUCUCUUCGGUCCAGCUCGAAUGCGCAGCGCCCUUCCUAUCGCGAGCCGUCGGAUAAUGAAUCGGACGAUGAACCUGCUGCCGAGCCAGACGAAGAUCAAGGCGAAGAUCCAGAACGCCAAACGAAUCCUCCGGCCUCGGCUCGCGGUAGUCGUCGUUCCACUCGACAUAGGCGCCCGAAUUCAAUUAAAACAACCCGGACUCGCUCCUCAAAUACGACUGGCCAUGGGAUGCCUUCUAUUGGCACCAAGCGACGCCCGCGCGAGCGGCCAAAGGAGAAGAACUCGCUUUCGAAUAAGCGAGCCAAAUACUACUCGGAGCUCCUCGAUGAUGUUUCUCGAUUUAUUCCACCUUGGCAAAAGUUGCCCUAUCAUAUACUUUUCGAAAUUCUCCUCCAGGCGACCUACCCAGCCCCCAACGAAAAGUGGGAGGCACGAAGUGAUAUGGCCAGAUGGCUUGUCAAUCUCGCUUGUCUAUGUCGGGAAUUCCAAGAACCAGCCCUGGCAGCACUUUACUACUGCCCACCGCUAUUUCCAUCCUACAAGUGUCAUGCUCUUGUAAAACUACUCUCCACCCCACGGGACUCUCGUUUGAUAAAUUACGCCGGCAAGAUCAAAGAACUUCAUGUCGAUGUCGAUGUUCUUCGCUUCAAAAGUGGACCAAUACUGGGCUAUUUCGAUCUCGCUCAGCUGAUUCAAAAAAUCCCCCAAGUGCAUGCAGUGCGACUCUAUCACCAAGACGAUUUUAUCCUUGGCCACCAGCCGGCAGAUAUUCCCCAGUCGAAAUGGAUCUACUCAGAAAAUCUAUUCGAAGUUAUGGACUCCACCGGUGUUCGACUUCGUGCCUGGGACUGGAACUCCCGUUUCUUGAAUCUCACCGACCUUCUCCCCUUCAUGGACAAGCAACAUCGGCGACCCGCUUUCCAGAAGUUGAAGGAAGUCAAACUGCUUCAUCUUGGUGAUCGCAACCAUAAAGAUACAUUCGAUAACGAAGACGCCCUGGCUGUUUCACUCAACGCACUACCAGAUCUUGAACGAUUAGAAUUAGUGGAAUGCACCUUGCCCACGGAUCGACUCUUGCUCCAGCUGCCUUCAACAAUCCACUCACUGACGAUUACCAAUUGCGAUAGAAUCUUCUCGGCUUCGAUCGACGCCUUUCUGAAGUCCCAUGGUGGGCGUCUUCGUGAGCUUAAUUUGAAUCAUAAUCGGCACCUAGAUCUGCUGUGGAUGGGUGGUCUUGCGUCCCACUGCCCUAUUCUCGAAAAGCUGAAGUUCGAUGGAAACAUAUACGACGCAUCCCCUCACAAUGACACCUUACCUCACUUUGAUUCCUUAAUGGAAACUGACGUGGCGCCGACAUGGCCCCACACGCUGCGCGAAAUCGAAAUGACAUGCCUGCGAAAGCUAGACAGUGACUGUGCGGAUAUUUUCUUGACCAGUCUUGUCAAAGCUGCCACCCACCUAUGUGCUUUACGGCGCCUGUCUAUCAGCAUGAUCCUAGACAUGUCGUGGCGGGACCGGGCUAGCUUCCGUGAUGCCUGGGUACCUGACAUAAUACAAACAUUUCAACACGGGGACUUGGUUCCAAGAAGCCCGGAACCCUGCCCGUUUCCAGAGUCAUAUGAUGCGACGUCAUCGAAGCGCCAGAGCGCGCGUAUUGCACAGAUUGUGGACAAGCAGGAUGCAGAUGUGAACUCCUCUCUUGAUUCACCGGGUCGGGGCGGCCAAAUGCGAGGGCUUGGCAUGUGCGACGAAGUCUUCAUUCGCAUUGAUAACCAACGCCCUAGUGAAACGCAGUUCAACGAAAAUGAUUUUCUUGAUUCUGAAGCCAGUGGCGAUGAUGACUGGGAUGGAGAAGACUAUGAGGCCGGCAAUGGUUACGCGUGGUAG